AUGAAAGAACUUGGAGAAGUCAGAUAUUUUUUAGGUAUAGAAUUUGCUAGAUCAAAGGAGGGCAUCCUUAUGACUCAAAGAAAAUAUGCAUUAGAGAUGAUAUCGGAUGCAAGCUUGGCAGGUUCUAAGCCUAGAGAGAAACCAAUGGAGCAGAACUUGAAGCUGACAAGCACUGAGUUUGAUACUUGCACAAACACAAGUAAGGGAGAUGAGUUACUGGAAGACAGGGGGAGUUAUCAAAGGCUCAUAGGGAAGCUUUUGUAUCUAACAAUAACAAGGCCAGAUAUCUCAUAUGCAGUGCAAUCCCUAAUACUUCAUGUAGUAAGGUACAUCAAGAAGCAACCGGGUAUGAGUUUGUUGAUGUCAAGUGAUAGUAAUGAAGAAAUAGAAGCAUUCUGUGAUUCAGACCGAACAUCAUGCCCUAUGUCAAGAAAGUUUGUUACUGGAUACUGUGUUAAGCUUGGAACUUCAACCAUAUCCUGGAAAGCUAAGAAGCAACAUACUGUAUCUAGAAGCUCAGCUGAAGCUGAGUACAGAAGCAUGGCACACACAACAGCUGAACUUGUGUGGUUGAAAGGCCUAUUGGAAGAGCUGAAUAUGAAUUUAAAACUGCCCAUGAAGAUGUUCUGUGAUAAUAAAGCAGCAUUGCAAAUCCUAUGUGUCAUGAAAGGACAAAGCACAUAG
Messenger RNA from Nicotiana tabacum (common tobacco), 684 nucleotides. The record is from RefSeq and is a predicted model, not a curated record. NCBI's taxonomy places the organism in Eukaryota, Viridiplantae, Streptophyta, Magnoliopsida, Solanales, Solanaceae.